Penicillium griseofulvum is the source of this 921-nucleotide messenger RNA. RefSeq names its product putative C2H2 finger domain protein. Gene Ontology annotation, cellular component: PcG protein complex; transcription regulator complex. Lineage: Eukaryota; Fungi; Ascomycota; Eurotiomycetes; Eurotiales; Aspergillaceae. The transcript has 4 exons. Gene Ontology annotation, molecular function: DNA-binding transcription factor activity, RNA polymerase II-specific; RNA polymerase II cis-regulatory region sequence-specific DNA binding. Gene Ontology annotation, biological process: regulation of transcription by RNA polymerase II. The record is from RefSeq and is a predicted model, not a curated record. The coding region runs from base 1 to 921 and encodes 306 amino acids.
AUGGCUCCAGGUAGCGGGCGCGACUUUAACUGCUCAUGGGAGCAUUGUGGAAAGUCUUUCAAUCGCAAGUCCGAUCUCUGUCGCCAUUAUCGUAUUCAUACCAAUGAGCGGCCGUAUCAUUGCACCGUAAAGGACUGCAAUAAGAGCUUUAUUCAGCGCAGUGCCUUGACCGUACAUUCGAGGACCCACACGGGCGAAAAGCCCCAUGUUUGUGACCAUGAAGGCUGUCAGAAGGCAUUCUCAGAUUCAUCGAGUUUGGCUCGCCACCGCCGAAUCCAUACCGGCAAGCGGCCAUACAUAUGCCAUGAGCCAACAUGCGAGCGGAGUUUUUGUCGCAAAACCACCCUCACCAAACAUCAACACCGCUCCCACCCUCCAGGGAGUUUGACCCGACCAUCCUCAGAAGAUGCGACCUCCGAGCACUCUUACCACCAAACACCCGUAUCAGUCUCGGUCCCAAGUGAGCAGUACAUGCUCGCCCAGCAACCUUAUUACCCGCAAUCGGCGACUCCAAGUCAUGAGUUUUACUCGCCCCAGAGUGUGCCGAUGGGUACCGUGCCGGUUCACGAAGCUGCCCCUCCGAUCGUGGCCCAGAAUGUACCUGGAACCUCUCCGGUAAACAUGCCACACGCUCAACAGCCACACCCGCAACACCAUGCGCAUCCACAGCAACAUCCGCAGCAACAGCAUCAACAGCAACAGCAGCAAUACUUGCAAAUGAUGCAACGUUACGACACAAACCCACGCGCCAACUAUAUCCCAGAACAAUAUCCGCACCCAUCUUUUCAAGGCCAUCAACUCCCACCCGAGCAGCCAAUGAUGGUUUCUUACAACCCAAACUAUGCGUACAAAACCCCAGGAUCCCGGCUCUUAAAUCAAUCGGAGGGGACUGACUGGACGUUUUUGGGAGUAGGCGGUUAA